This is a messenger RNA of Nanorana parkeri, 1854 nucleotides long. It is a transcript of the gene RFX5, whose product is annotated as regulatory factor X5. The coding region runs from base 103 to 1854 and encodes 583 amino acids. The transcript has 10 exons. The record is from RefSeq and is a predicted model, not a curated record. Lineage: Eukaryota; Metazoa; Chordata; Amphibia; Anura; Dicroglossidae. Gene Ontology annotation, biological process: regulation of transcription by RNA polymerase II. Gene Ontology annotation, molecular function: DNA-binding transcription factor activity, RNA polymerase II-specific; RNA polymerase II cis-regulatory region sequence-specific DNA binding.
AAUGGGAAAUCCGUUUGAGGCGAGGGGAGGUGGCGGCGGCGGCCAAUCAGAAAAGCGGAGAGUGCGGAGGCUCCGGAACGGCGGUCCAGCACGCGGGAGGGGAUGGCAGAGGACGCGCUCUAUGAAAAGAUCUCGAAGAAGGGCGGACUGACGGCCGGAGACCCCCAGGAGGAGACGGAGCCCAUCAACCUCCUGCAGAAACUGCGCAGCCGCAUCACAAAAGCCGUGCAAAUUAAAGUGGACAGUAUACUGGGGGACGUCCAGAAGUUGUCUGACUAUGACAAGCUGUACCUCUAUCUCCAGCUGCCACCCGGCCCCAGCGGCCCCGACAAAAGCUUGGAUGUAGGCUGCGUGACCACGGCGGAACACAUGCACGCCUGUACGUGGAUACGGAACCACCUGGAGGAGCACACGGACACCUGCCUGCCCAAACAGGAUGUGUACGACGCGUACAAGCGCUACUGCGAUAACCUCUGCGGACGACCACUCAGCGUCGCCAACUUCGGAAAGAUCAUCCGAGAGAUUUUCCCAAAUAUCAAGGCCCGGAGGCUAGGAGGGCGGGGCCAGUCCAAGUAUUGCUACAGCGGCUUACGGAGGAAGAGUAUGGUGAGCAUGCCCCCGCUGCCCAGCCUGGACCUGAAGAUGACAGAGAGUUCCGAGCUGACAGACCUGGUCCAGUCGUACAACAACGACGUCAUCAACGCCUCCUGCGCUCUGAUUUGCAACUGGGCAGAGAAGAUUCUGAAGAGAUCGUUCAACAACGUCGUGGAGGUGGCCCAGUUCCUGAUCCAGCAGCACAUCAUCAACCCCCGCAGUGCCAACGCCGAGCUGGUCCUGUCCAUGGUCCUGUCAGAAAACGCCCAGAGCGGCGGGCAGAAACUACAGAAGCAGCCGGCAGAGGCGCCCGGGAUGAAGAGGCCCCCGUCUCCCGAUAACAGCACGGCAGACAAUAAGAAGAAGACGCCACCAAACACGCACCCAGCUAGCCCCCCGCAGGUGAAGAAGCGCCCCCCCGAGCCACAGAAGGCAGCCAGCAGCCCCCAGGUGGACGCCUUGGUCGCUAAGCUUCCGGUCCUGCGCCCCCGCCUCCCCACAGAAGACAAGUUCGUCAGUUCCAGCCCGCCGGUCCGAUUCGCCCCUCCCGUCCUGGCUUCCAAUCUCCUCCCCGGGCACUUGAAGGUGUCGCCUUUGCCGUUCGCCGCCGUUCCACCGGGAGUGCCGCUGGCGGUGACCACCGCGGGGAUGAACGGGGCAGGGUUGGUCUCUCAGCCGUUGGCCCAGCCCGUCAUCAGCAUGCUCCUUCCCGACGUGGUCAGUUUGGAAUCGCACGUCCUGCCGAAAGUCAGUCAAAACGGCAUCAAAGAGCUGGCAGGAGGCGCGGCCGAAAGCAGAGCGGCUAAGCGGCCCGCGGCCUCCUGCGAGGAGGGACAGUCGAAAAGGAAGCGCGGUCGCCCGCGGAAGGUGGACCCUCAGCUUAUCCCCGGCAAAGGACCCUUGCCGUCUGCGGCACAGCCUGGGAGGGUCGCGGCGGAAGCCCCCAGCGCGACGCAAAUUGGGGACAACGCACAGGAAGCCGUCAGCUCGUCGGAACCGCCGGCCACCAUCACACAAGAAACAGACUCUGCAGCACCGCUGACAAUUGGAGACCAGAUUAUAAAAAGUGAACUCGAGGAGCCGCUUUCCCCCAGCCUGACCGCCAUCAGGAGGGUGGAUGUGCCAAACCAGGUCAGCGUCAUCCAAGAUGGCCGACAGAGCUCGGUGCAGUGGACCGUACGGACAGCAGAGCAAAGGGGUAACAGAGAGGAAGCGUCCCCACAGGCUGAAUCCGAAUGGAUUAGGGUCCAAGUUGAGUGA